Messenger RNA from Epinephelus lanceolatus (giant grouper), 4868 nucleotides. Its product is annotated as DNA-binding protein RFX7-like. The record is from RefSeq and is a predicted model, not a curated record. Gene Ontology annotation, molecular function: DNA-binding transcription factor activity, RNA polymerase II-specific; RNA polymerase II cis-regulatory region sequence-specific DNA binding. Gene Ontology annotation, biological process: regulation of transcription by RNA polymerase II. Lineage: Eukaryota; Metazoa; Chordata; Actinopteri; Perciformes; Serranidae.
UCGUCCCGACCGCCAUGGCCGAGGAGGACCCCCAGCAGCAGGCGGACCGCGGGGCGAGGAGCCUGCCCGGCCUGCUCACCGGGCUGCAGGGUGCUGAGGCCAGUGCUCUGCAGCUCAGGAUCAAGAACUCCAUCUGCAAAUCUGUUCAAUCAAAAGUGGAAAACAUCCUGCAAGAUGUGGAGAAGUUCUCAGACAUCGAAAAACUCUACCUCUACCUUAAGUUGCCUUCUGGUCCAAGCAGCAGCACUGAUAAAAGUGACCAGAGCGCCCUGUCAUCAAGCCGCACACAGCAGAUGCAUGCGUUCAACUGGAUCCACCAUCAUUUAGAAGAAUACCCAGAGACGUCUCUUCCCAAACAGGAGGUCUAUGAUGAAUACAAGAGCUUCUGUGACAACCUAAACUACCACCCACUGAGUGCUGCCGACUUUGGAAAAAUGAUGAAAAAUGUCUUCCCGAACAUGAAGGCGCGUCGGCUUGGCAUGAGAGGAAAAUCAAAAUACUGCUACAGUGGGCUGAGGAAGAGGCCCUUUGUUCACAUGCCAUCUUUACCCACUCUGGAUCUCCAUAAAUCAGGGGAUGGACUCCAGUGUGAUGUCCUGGAGUCACCGGGCCAGCUGAGCAGCAUAAAGGAAGACGUGCGAUUUGCAGCCUGUGAUCUGGUGUGUGAGUGGGCCCAAAAGGUGCUGAAACGCCAGUUCGAUACCGUGGAAGACCUGGCUCGCUUCCUAAUCGACAGCCAUUACAUCAGCAACAAGUCUCUGGCAGCUCUCACCAUAAUGACCGGCACAACAACAGAGGUCAAGCCUCCACAGACGGUCUCAGCGUUCAUCCCCACAACUGAGGCGCACUCCUUCCAGCCUCAGGUGACAACCCUGUCCUCUCCGUCUGUCGAUGCAAAGCAGCAGCUCCAGAGGAAGAUCCAGAGGAAGCAGCAGGAACAGAAGAUGCACUCUCCUUCACCUGGAGAGGCACAAACCAAGAGGGCAGAUGACAGUGUGCCUUGUGCCAGCCCCGCCCCUCCGUCACCUCAGCCAACCAUAGGCAUCAUGGUCGCUGCUGUCCCGAGCCCCAUCACGGUUCAGAGAAGCCGGCAGCUGAUGUCCCCCAGUCCAAUGGGAACAGUAGAGAGCAAAAUGCUGCCCAUCAACUUCCAAAUGUUGACCCAGCCAGUUCAGGCAGUGAAACAGAGCCCCAAGACCCCGCAAAAUAUCCUAGCCAGCCCUCUGGGGGAACGCACUGCUCGGCAGCGUUAUGCGCAAAUCCUGCCCAAGCCUGCGGCCACCACUUCUAUCACUUUGCGCUCGCCCUCCACCAUGAUCAUCGGCAACAGCCCUGUUAAGACCAUGAUGACUACAUGUCACGUCAGCCCGGUCAGUUUGGUCAAGAUGACAGCCAUAUCGCUUGCACCCAACAGCAGCAAUACCACCACUUCCCUCUCAAACACCACUCUGCGGCCGGCAUCUGCAGGCAAUAGUAGCUCUGCAGGUGCAGAAGACAUCAGCUCUUGUCAAAGCACGAGGAGUACCUCUGCAGUCCCCAUUCUGGCCCCGGUGGUCAGACCCAGCGACACUACUAACACUCAUACCAUCGAUGUUGAAAUGGAAGUUGAAGCUAUACAUAAAAACAGCCAAAUGCAAAAUCCUGGUGGUCAAGUAUUGACUCAAGAAGCAAUGGCAAAUAGGGCUGGAGGGGCUUCACAGAGGGCUGCCAGUGUGCCCAUACCCCAGUCUAAAGGCUUCCUGGGUCUGGAGGACACAUCCAGCACUGACUGCAACGAGAAGUCCUCCUUAAGCACUAACACUGUGGCAGCAGUCGACGGCAGCAAUAAUGGCGUUAAUAACACCAGCACUUUGCACUUAACUCCCUCAACUCAGAAUACCAGCGCUGCGUCUUUACUGAACACCAGCAGACCACCUUCGUUUGGGGAAAGCAGCAAUGCAACAUCAGCAAAAGAAGGUUUCUUAUCCACUAAGGGCCUCAGGAAACGUUCAGGCCUCAGCCCUGACCUUUCUCCAGUCAAAAGGGUUUUUAUGCCCCAGCAGCCAGAGCUAGAGGGCGCUGCUUGUCUUGGAUAUGGGAUUAGAAAUGUGACCGGUAACAUCCUCAGGCCAGGACCUCCAACUAGGCCUGAGAGCGCACCUGCUACCAGAGAGGUAGAGACGAAAAUGAACUCUGUCCCAUCCAGUCAAGUACACGCACUCUGCACUUCCUCUUUCAGAGCCAGUGGCUUUUACUCUGUUGCCAAAACACAGAGCUCAAUGCAGAGGAAAAACACUCCCACUGUUAUGGAAACUAGCACCUCAGUCAGUCACGCAUUAAUACAGCAACAGUCGGGGCAUACAGUGGCCAACGUGCAUGCCAUACCUAAUAACCCUGGUCUCCAAACACAGUCAGGUGUGAGUGAUGUUAACAGUUCAGCCACAGGGAGCAUGGAAGGAGCUCAACAACACACUUACGCUCAGGCCAACCCUGCUGACUGUUUGCAUCAAGGUUCAUCGUCAAGCCAGCUUCCUAUGCAGACAGAUAUGGACUACUUUCCCUUUGAUGAUGAUGUGACUCAGGACAGCAUUGUGGAGGAGCUGGUGCAGAUGGAGGAGCAGAUGAAACUUAACAACCUGCAGGAGUUUAGAGACUGUGUCACGCUGCAGGGCCAACAGGCUGUGAUGCAGGACAACACAAUGUCUACCAAUCAAACCAUGACUGCUUUCUAUCAUUCUGCUAACAGCCGCAGCAACCCCAUCCAAACUCCAACACCCACACCCACACCCACGUCAGAAAUGAUGGGAGGAGCCCAAGGCCUCACCGGAGAAAGCCCCUUCUCCCGCAUCGCCUCCACAACCCCAGUGGACAGCGCACUGGGAAGCAGCCGUCACACCCCAGUAGGUACUCCACACUCCAACUGCAGCAGCACUGUGCCUCCCAGCCCAGUGGAGUGCAGGAACCCGUUUGCAUUCACACCCAUCAACUCCAGCAUCACUGGUUUCCAUGAAGGCAGCACAGUCUCCAGCAGCCCUGUCAAGCCUAUGCAGAGACCGAUGGCCACCCACCCAGACAAGACCAGACUCGAGUGGAUGAAUAACAGUUACAACAGCAGCAGCGGGAGCUUAAACAAGUCAAACAGUGGAAUGGGAAUCCUCCCCAGCUACCAAGGCCUGAUAGGUGACCAGUUUCAAAAACCUCAUGCCUUCGCCGUCCCUCAUGCACGGCACCAUGACAGCCAUUUCGGCCGCCUGACUCCCAUCUCGCCGGUGCAGCAGCAGGUAGCCAACAUGGCCAAGCAGGAGGGCUUUGCUGUGCCUGCCCCUCUGGACAACAAAGCCACCAGCUCACCUGCUACAACUUUUCGAUGUCGCAGUGUGAGCCCAGCUGUGCAUCAGAGGAACAUGAGUGGAAACACAGGAAACCUUCCACAUGUCCCUCGUUCAGUAGUAUCCCCUUAUAACUCUCCUGUGACGCCUGAGAUGUUGAACAUCUUUGCAAACAGCCAGACAAAUCUUGGGGUGAGCAGCAUGGCUCAGAGGAGCCAUUCUGUGCCGCUUAACAUCAUGAUGCAAACCGAGGUCCUGCCCACGCCGGGCCAACAAUGCAACAGCAAAAACAUCACCAAUGUCCUUCUAAACAAGCUGGAUGGAGACCAUGACGAUACAGUUCGGGGUCUGGGCAUCAAUAAUUUACCCUCCAGCUACACUGCACGCAUGAACCUCACUCAGCUCCUCGAGUCCGACCCCAACCUCACCUGCAGUGACAACCACCUCAGCCUGAUGACCUCUGACUCCACCAGCACAUGCAAGUUGCGGAGGCCCAAUUACCUCAUCGAAAAUGCUAUUAAUGAACAAAUGAGUCUCUCAGCAGGUGACAGCCGAGGAAAAUCAGCCUCUGGAGAGCAGCGUCGACAACAGGCCCAGUCUAUGUUGUUAACUUUGAGCUCACAGCAGCAGCAGCAGCAGCAGCAUCAAGACGAUCUACAGCAGCAGUUGGAUUUCAGCAGCACUGUGAAAGACCUCCUGACAGACAGCAGCCUUACUGCUGGCAGUCAUCUCAUGGAGCAGGUGUCAGAGCUAACUACAGGCACGGCAGAUUUCCCUUGUGAAAUCAGAAUGACAUCGGAGCUCUCCAGCAGCAUCAAUGACCUUAACUCAUUGGACACGGACCUUCUGUUUGACCCCAACCAGCAGCAAGGGCAAUAUCAAAAUGCUGCUGUGGAGGAGGAGUUGGUGAAUGAUGCGCUGUUUCAGCAAAUCACCAGCGAGGCGACGCAUUCAAGUGGACUUGACUGGCUCGAGAGCAAAGAUCAUCCCACUGUCGGGCUGAUGGGUUGAUGGGUUGAGCUUUAACAUGUUGAACAUGUUAACCUGUGUUCGCUGUUUGUUUUAUUUAUUUUUAGGCAUUUACACUUUAUGAUGCAACACUGGACAUGUUGAGGUUUGUCCAGUUUAAGUGCCAGGCUGAACUGCAACGAUGCUGCAACACUCUGAUUAAAAUGCUGGUCAUUUCUCUUUAUUCAGAGGACAUCGCCUCAUGUUGUUUGAUCAAGAGCAUUUCCAACAAGUAAACAGAAGUUACUGUACAAAAAAAACUGUUUUUAAUGAUGUGUGUCAUGUUUCACUGAACAGUCAGUGAAGAAAUCAUAACAGAAUCAUGCAUUUCUUAGUGUAAAGGAAGUGGAAAUGAAUGAAACAAGAUUAGCAUUAACAAGCCUUUUCCAAGUAUUUCUAUAUAUCAUGGUGUCUAAAUCUAUGAAGUGCAGGCAUUAUCUAACUAAAGCAUAAGGUACAGGAUGACUGAAUAUACUUACUGCUGAACUAAUAACAUGUCAUAAUUGAAGCCUAUUUGUGUGAUGAAAUGAAAAAAAAAUUUGAAGUAUCUCA